AUGGAAGACAAGAAACCAAAUACGCCUUCGAAUUCCAACGAAAAUAUGUCAACAUAUCCGAUAUCUCCCCCACCGAUAUCCACAAAAAAUUUUCAUGGAAUUAACGGCGUCAACAUAACCUCACCUCAAAUAGCUUCACUUCGUUUAAAACCCGCAAAAAGUACUGAUUCACUCACAAAUCAUCCCUUGCAGAAUUUUGACGAUGAAGAAAGUGACGUAAACUCUAUCUGGUCAAGUCAACGAAGUCUACCCAGCGAUUCAGUAGGCGGUUUGAUGUUAACUAAACUUCGUGAAUUGAAUUUGGACUUUUCGGGCAUUGUGCAAAUGUUGAUUGCAAAAAAGGCAACACUAUUACUCCCUACGUCUCCCGUAAUGCCUUUCGAACAAAUCGAUCUAACUUUCCUUGAAGAUCAUGUAAUUGUCUCUCAACCAAGCGAAGAUGGUCAGAAAGUUAUUGGAUUGGUACCACCUGAACCUGAAAUUUCAACUUAUAUUAAAGAAAAUUCUAAGACUCGCAAAUCAAUUUUUGAUACGAUUAUAAAACCUAUUGAUCUAUCUUAUGAUUAUCCGUCGAUCGAAAUUAUCAAUAAAAAUGUUGAUAUUCUUUUUGAAGGAAUGACAAUUCAAAUUAUAGUAAUUGAUUCUCCUAUACGAGCUAAAGAAGUUGCAGAACGUAUUGCUGCACAUAAAGCAGAAGAAUUUAAAGUUAAAAAUGAAGAAACAUCAAUUGAUAAAAUUCAAGGUCUUUUUUAUAGUUUAGGAGAUCAAUUUGAAUUACAAGCUGAAUUAAAUGAAGAAAAGCAAGAUGAUAAUGAAAAUGAAAUAGAUAAAUCAAUGAAUAUUGUUGAAAAAUAUGUGUGCACUGUACUUUAUGAUCUUAUAUUUUGUCCAAAGUGGUCUGAUGAUAAUUUACAAGACGAUAUUUUAGGAUCAAAAAUUGCAGCUUUAAACUUUUGUAAAUUAUGUCUUUUACAUCUUGGAGUUGAUGUCAAUUUGCAACAAGAGCAAAUUGAUAUGGUCGUGAAAACUGCGGGUAGAGAAUUACAAAAUUUGGAUCAAAUGAAGGCUCCCUAUGAGAAACUUGAUACUCUUAUUAGAUGUCAUAGGAUUGUAGUUGAUGAGUUGGACGAUACAACAAAAAUUGUUCAAGAUGCGCCUACAGUGCCAUCAUCGGCCACGUCACCACAAGCAUCUGAUUCUCCUACAGUGCCAACAUCAGCCACCUUACCACAAGCAUCUGAUUCUCCUACAGUGCCAACAUCGGCCACCUUGCCAGAAGCAUCUGAUUCUCCUACAGUGCCAACAUCGGCCACCUUACCAGAAGCAUCUGAUUCUCCUACAGUGCCAACAUCGGCCACCUUACCACAAGCAUCUGAUUCUCCUACGAUGCCAACAUCGGCCACCUUACCACAAGCAUCUGAUUCUCCUACA
This is a messenger RNA of Scutellospora calospora, 1431 nucleotides long. Lineage: Eukaryota; Fungi; Glomeromycota; Glomeromycetes; Diversisporales; Gigasporaceae. The record is from the annotation of a GenBank genome assembly.